Didymodactylos carnosus is the source of this 896-nucleotide messenger RNA. The record is from the annotation of a GenBank genome assembly. NCBI's taxonomy places the organism in Eukaryota, Metazoa, Rotifera, Eurotatoria, Philodinida, Philodinidae.
AUGAGUUUCGCGGAAGCUGCAGAAGAGGCAUCCAGUCCAGAUGAAUUACCCAAAGAUAUUGAACCCAAUAAUUCUGUUAUAAAGGUUGUCGAUAAUUGUGAUUUUAAUACAAAAAGUACAUUAGAUGGAACAGGUAGUCUUCAUUAUGUUAAUACAUUAUUUAUUCAACAUACUGGUCAACGCAAAACAGCAAACAAUGAUGAUUAUAACGAAGAUAAUGAUGACGAAAAACAAGAGCAAAAUAGACCAAGAAAGCGUAAAUUUAAGGUGUGUAAAAUCAUUAAUAACAGUACAUCUGUACCAAUUCAACAAAUAACUUACGUUACAAGAAGUCAAAAUACCAGGUCAACAUUUGAUGUUAAAAGUUUGAAUAUACAUAUACUAUAAGUCUUUCUAAUGUUCUCUAAAAAUAUUUUAGAUUUUGCGUAAAUUUUAUUUAUACUCAUAAUGAUAUCACGAGAUAAUCAAAACUGGAAUAUAUUAAAUGAAAAAAAUAUUGGUGAAUGCAUCAGAUUAAUGAAUCAAGUUAAUUUUGAAUGUUUAAGGUUACCUUGUGACAUUCAAGAUUUUGUGCUUGACCUGUCAUUGAAUCAUCAAUGUGAUUCAAAAGUUUUGUUUUAUGCUUUGUUAUCGGGGAUAGGACACUUCUCUGAAUUAGUCAAUGUUUAUAAUAUUGAAACAAAACAACAAAGCCGAUUACUGUUUAUGAAAUUUUAAUUGCUCGAUCUGGUAUGUAUGAAAAUGAUGAACAAACUACUAUCCAUUUCAGAAUAGAAUGGCCGGUCAGUGUUGACCUUAUAGCUCCGGAACGGUGAUAGAUAGAGAGGUGCGGUUUUCACCAUUCGAAAGAGAAAUAUGGGGCUACGAUACCCAUGAAACAAUAAGUUUACUUUUGU